AUGGCAGACAAGUAUCUCGCACCUCCAAAAUCUGCUCCAGAUCUUCACUUCCCCAAAUCUGCCAACAUAGUCAAGGUCUCUUGUAUUGAUAGCACAGCUCGCUUCCGUCUCGGAAUCUCCAACUUCCUGCAGCCUGAAUAUACUGGUCAUCCCGAACUAUGCGGCCCUUCGUUCUCGUUCCUUAUCGAACACCCAUCUUUCAAACCCAUUCUCUUCGACCUAGGCGUACGCAAAGACUGGGAUGCAUUACCAUCCUACUCCAGAUUUGUAAACAACAACUGGUACAUCAAUGUCGAGAAGGAUGUCUCUGAAAUCCUCACCGAGAAUGGCGUCGAUGUUUCCGGUGGRGCAAUCCAAUCUAUCAUCUGGUCUCAUCACCACUGGGACCACGUCGGGAAUCCUGCUCUGUUCCCACAUUCCACAGAGCUAGUUGUAGGACCUGGCUUCAAAGCCGCGUAUCUUCCAGGGUACCCGAAGAAGAAAGAUUCCACGCUCCUAGAGACUGAUUUUGAAGGUCGUCAAGUUCGAGAAGUUGACAUCRAGGAUGAAGGGAAGGGUAUGAAGAUCGGUAGGUUCAAUGCAUACGACUACUUCAACGAUGGAUCCUUCUACCUCCUCGACACUCCCGGCCAUUCCAUCGGCCACAUGUGCGGUCUCGCAAGGACAUCCUCAAACCCAGACACUUUCAUCUUCAUGGGCGGAGAUGCCUCUCACCACGGCGGUGAGUUCCGACCUACGGAAUACUUACCUCUGCCAAAAGAGAUCUUUCCAUCACCAAUGAAGCGUAGAGGACCAGUAUGUCCGGGACAUCUCCUGCAAGACAUGCAUCCUCAUGGUGAAGCGGACAAGCCUUUCUUCUACGUGACGCAGAGUUUCGCCCAUGAUAAGAAGGUGGCGGAUUGGACUAUUGAUGGACUGGGGGAGUUUGAUGGGCAGGGAAAUGUUUUGAUGUUGAUGGCGCAUGAUGAUGCUGUGGUUGAUCCGGCAUGUUUUGAUUUCUAUCCCAAGGCGUUGAACGAUUGGUAUGAGAAGGGGAUUGGCGAGAAGAUUCGGUGGUUGUUUCUGGUGGACUUUGAGACUGCACUCGAGGAGGAGGAGAAAGGUGUAGAGGCAUUUCGCUGGGGUGAGUACCCUUGA
Messenger RNA from Ramularia collo-cygni, 1137 nucleotides. RefSeq lists its product as uncharacterized. The record is from RefSeq and is a predicted model, not a curated record. The transcript has 2 exons. NCBI's taxonomy places the organism in Eukaryota, Fungi, Ascomycota, Dothideomycetes, Mycosphaerellales, Mycosphaerellaceae. Bases 1 to 1137 code for a protein of 378 amino acids.